Dibothriocephalus latus is the source of this 714-nucleotide messenger RNA. NCBI's taxonomy places the organism in Eukaryota, Metazoa, Platyhelminthes, Cestoda, Diphyllobothriidea, Diphyllobothriidae. The record is from the annotation of a GenBank genome assembly.
AUGUGGGUAACAGUUUACUAUAGGGAUCUCCGCGGCGGUAAUACGGGACUGGCGGUGGUUAUUAUUGACAGCCGACCCAGUCAAGUGGCACCAGAAAGUUCGAGCACUGCCUGUCAUUGGUACCGGCCUGAUGCCUCCAAGACCCCUAUCUACCUGGAAUUCCGUAAUGCUCCUGUUUGGCCUUCACAAAAGUCGACAGCCGGCACCAGACUACCAAAUCGUGGUGAGCUGAUCAAUUACGCAGUCGAGCACUACGCCCGCGGUUCCGUUCUAGUCUUCCUUGAACCCGGUGUUCACGUCCCCUUCGAGUGGGAUACUGCUGUCUUCCAGUGCUUAGAGCAGCCUGGCGUGGGAAUGAGCAGUUUCGCCUAUCGUCUUGUCCUCAGAAACAAGUAUAUGCAAAGAAAACACAUUGGCUGGGCGGUUCGUUGUCACCUGGCCAAUUGGCUGGUCAAUCGACAGGCAACUCGGACGGCAACCGCCUCGGCUGGUAUUCCCACAAACUGGCUCUUGCGUCAUGGCGCAGUUCGUGGAGCCUUUUACGCCAGCCUCGUGACCAUCGCUCGGCUGCUGGGAACUUCGCAGGAUGAACUUUCGGGUGCUCUAGACCUUUCGGAGUCCCGGGCACUUGGUGAGGAUGGGAGUGUCAAUCAGAACAGUCGUCAGCACAAACGUCUUCCGUUGAUUCAACCGGACUACCUCGAUGGGUACUGA